GUGCUGAAACUAAAAUUCCCACCGAAACCCUCCCGAACUUGCUCGGGCUGCGUAUAACUAUACAUACAGAUGCAUCAUAUAUGUUAUUAUAACUGCACGUUAUAGUUUCAGCACACAGUGAGGCUUCACCCCCGCGGUGCCAGCAGGCUACUGCUCCUGCUUUCACCCACCCUUCGCUUUUACAAAAAAAAAAAACCCAUGGAUCAGUCAAAACCCAGAGCAGCCGGGGCUUGCUGGCAGAGGAAGGGUCUGCCUUGCCCCGGGUGGGGGGAGAAAUUAUGUUCCCCAACGUUUCCUUCUGCGAGGGCAGAGGCGGGCGAGCGGUGCGGUAUUUCCUGUGGUUGCAGCGUCUAAUGAGGUUAACACUGUUAUUGAGGUUAACUCUUCAACCGAUAUGAAAAAGGAAGCCACGGGUUCUGCAGCCGGAGGGGUUUGGGACCGGCGGCGGGAGCCGGUGGGAUGGAGAGCACCGGGGCAGCUCCGGAGCCUCGGCCCCUUCUGCCCCCCACCCCGGGGGUCCGCGGCCCCGUAGCAUCCCCGGAUGAGCUGGGGUCCGGCACAAGCAGAGGGGGUGACGCUCGGUGCCGGUGAAAACAACCUCAGACCUUGAGGAGUUUUUCCUUGUAGGCUUCUGGGAUUAGUAGAAAAAUGUUCUUUUGCUGAUGGAGCUCAGCCCGGCUCCCCAGGACCCCUCCGCUGGGCUCCUGUCGCCUCGCACGCAGCGGCACGAUCCUAAAAAUCCAUUCGGGAUGGACUUACAUUUGCCGGGAUGACUCCAAAUCCUGUAACAACUUAAAGACUAAAAAGACAACCCCCCCCGGGGCUGUUCCUUUAAGGGAUGCUGGGUUUUCCCAUGGACUGACUCAGACUGGAAACUCUCAGUUUUUCUCGACACAGCUAUCUAGGUCAGGCUUGCUGACACUUGCUGAUGCUUCUCGCCGUGCUCGACAGCCCCGGCCGCAGCAGCAGGCGGAGGGGCCCGGCAGCACAUGUCCUGAGGACUGGCAAGACUAUGCCAGGCGCGGGCAGCGGCCGCAGCCCAGGCCAUGGCGGGGUCCGGCGAGGCUUUGGCGCUCCACGUCCUGCUCUGCUGCCUGUGCGGAGGUGUCGCGAACAUCAAGUGCUCGGGGCACGUCUGGAUCGAGCCCGCGCCGGUGGUGCGGAUGGGCUCCAACGUCUCCAUCAACUGCCUCUCCACCCUCGGCUGCCCCUGGGCCAAGUUCCUCAUCCUCCUCAACUACAGCCUCGCCGAGGGUCCCCUCCGUCCCCUCAACAGCAGCACCGUCCGGCUCCAGCUGCGCAAUUUCCGAAUGCCCUUCGGGACCGUCGCCUGCUUCGCCCGCUGCUCCGACAGCGAAAGGCACCGGCUGGUGUGCGGCACCCACGUCCUGGCCGGCUACCCUCCGGACCCCCCCAGCAACCUGACCUGCGCCAUCCGUGAGCGCUCGGGGUGCCUGGCGUGCACGUGGGACGCGGGACGGCCGACCCACCUGAGCACCCGCUACGCCCUCCACCUGCGCAGCGUGGGGACGGCGGCGGCGGAGGAUGCUGAGGAGGAGGAUGCUGAGGAGGAAGAGGUCUUCCCCGCGGGUUUGCCGGUGCCGCUGAGCGCGCUGCGUGGCGGGAGCCGCUACUCGGCGUGGGUGCAGGCCAGCAACGCGCUGGGCGCUGCCCGCUCGCCGCCUCGGCGCCUCGACCUGCAGGAGCUCGUGGUCCCCGCUCUACCCCUGGUCGCCGGCGCCGAGACGACGGAGACGUCGCCUCCCACCACCACCAUCCGCUGGAAGAGGCAGACGCUGCUGGAGAACGUGCGCUGCGAGGAGCGACACAAAGCCACGGGUGCCCCGGCGUGGCACGUGGAGGCGUGGGACGGCACGGCGCAGCACGGCACGGCGCAGCACGACCUGCAGAGUAACACCCAGUACGCGUUUCAGGUCCGGUGCCGGCUCAGCCCUGCCGACAGCCCCUGGAGCGACUGGAGCACCCCUUUUCUCUACACCACCCCCGAGGCAGCCCCCGCCGCGGCACCCGACGUCUGGCGGCGGCUGGGCCCGGCGUUCUCGAACGGCAGCCGCGAGGUGACGGUCUUGAUCAAGCCCCUGCCGCCCCGGGAUGCCCGCGGGAGGAUCCUGGGCUACGCCGUGACCGCCGAGACCCCCCGGGGAGCGAUGCUCCUCUGCAACACUUCCAGCACGGCGUGCAGCGUCCUGGUCCCCCCGGGAGCCCGUGCCCUCCAAAUCACCGCGCACAACUCCAGGGGGGCUUCCAGCCCCGCCAGCAUCACCCUCGGCAGAGGUGCCGGCGGCCGGGAAGAGUUCCCGGCACCGGGGGCUGUGGAGGUGAAGCCCGAGAACCGGAGCGGGAUCUCGGUGGCCUGGCAGCCCCCCCGCCGCAGCGGGAGGUCCCCGCUCUGGUUCAUAGUGGAGUGGGUUUCCACCGCCCAGUAUAGCCAGGAGGGGCAAUAUUUUUGGAAGAAAGUCCCACGCCAGGAAACACACACGUAUAUCCAAGAAGAGGCAGUACUAGGAGGUCGCAUCAAGGUGUCGGUAUAUGCGGUCUACCCCGACGGAGUCAGCAAACCAAGCUCCGGCCAAGUCCCUUCAGAGGACCAGCUCCUGGGCAGCACCUACAGCGAGAUCUCCCAUGAUGAUGACAUUGGCGUUUUCCUGGGACUGGGCGUCAGCGUGGUCAUAUUGUCAGCUGUUCUGUUAAUUCUGAUGUUUAAAAAAUCAGCCAGAAAAAGAAUUAGCACCAUCAUUGUGUCGCUCUUGCCAAAAUGGCUGUUUGAAGACUUUCCCCACAUGGAAAACAGCAACGUGGUAAAGUCACUCCAGGAGAAGAGUGAUUUCACGAGUAGCAGUUUCCAUGAGCCGUUCUUGGACACCAGUGACCCCACAGUUAUGGAAAUCGAGGAGGUGCCAGCGCACAAGGAGUACAAGAACGUGGCCACCAGAAGGAAGCCCAGCAGAGAGGUCCCCGAGGACGGGGAGCGCCCGGGGAGCAAGGUGCCUGCCAGCGUCACGACCCCCGAGCAGAUCACUGACUACAAACCUCAGGUGUCCGACGGGAACCCGCUGGGGUACGUAGCCGCCAAUAUUUACCAAACGCAGCCCCCCGCACCCCUCCCAGAACCGGAGACGAACGUCUUCUUCAGAGACUACACGAGCCCCGUUCCCCACCUGUGGGACGGGGAGGGAGGGGGACACCCCAUCUGUCUGCUGGAGAAGAUCAACCUCAUCUUAAACAACAGCCGGAGCGGGCAAAGCCACGCGUUCGGCUCAGCCCCGGGGGGACACGGCUCCCCCCCGGAGAGCCAGUGGGGACACACGCUGGCCAGCGAUGUUCAAGAGCAAACGCUGGUCCCCGAUGAGCUGGUCUCUUGCCUGAGAGCCAUGAACGGGGAGUCGGUGGAUACAAAGACCUGCUUUCCGCAAAGCAUCGGGAGAUUAUUUUGAGGGAAAUUUGUAGUUGUGAUCGGAAAAACCCGAAGCGGUGACCGCGGCACACAUCAACCUUUGAGACUGCAAGCAGCAGAACUGGAGCAAAACUCCAAGUCUGAAAUUUGCCUUCUUAAUCGACUACAAAUUCUUGUGGCUGCCUGGAAUGCCUUGGCCAGUAAAUCACAAUUUUAAACUUACCUCAUGUUGUCACAAGCAUAAAACCCAUAAAACUUGGAUUCCCGUAAGAACUGAAAUACAGAGCAGGUGAUUUCUGCAGCAUGCAAUAUGCUUCAAUUAUUAUUCAAAAUCAUUCUCUUGCUAAAUGUUUGGAGCAUUUUGUCCCUGGAGCUGACUGCAGUUAGGAUGGAUAAAACGAUCCCUUAGACAUCCUGACAGAAGCGUGUAACGUAUCUUGGGAUGACUCUUAAUGCAGAGACACUACACCGAGGAGGAUUUAUAUAUCAUACAGCAUACAUGGAUACCAAGAAAACAAACUCAUUUCUGUAUGACAGAAUAACCCAAUUUCAUAUGCUUUCCCAUUCAAUAAUAAAAACCACAUCAGGUAAGAACAAGCCUUCAUCGUCUGCCAGGCUGAUUUAAAAUCUCUUUAAAUUGGUCACUGGACAGAUUCUUCACUUUGGGUGAGGGACUUAUCAUCUCACAGCAGCUUGUCAGCACCUCAGCCUUGCUGGGUAAAGUACAAUAAGGCACAGCGAAAUGGCAUUUAUUAGGCACGUGACAGGGAAUUUGGAUCUUCUGACCUCCAGAAAAUGAAAUACAGGAGUCUCUUUCCUGCUGAGCAUCUGCGAUAUCAUUCCCAAGUUUGCCUGGGACUUCAGAGGUUGUGUUGCAAAAUGCUUCUAAAGCAACCAGAAACUCCCUGGAAAUGUGAGAGGUUGGAUUACAAACCUGUUCGCUGAUCACCCACGCCUUUUUAAGGAAACGCUCCAAAUGCUUUUAAGGAAUACAAGCAUAAAAGAAGUUUGCGAUCCUCUGUAAAGUGCCUCAGCGCUCGCUGCUCUCCGCGAGGUUUGCUCUGCCGGACCUUUUCUCCUACCUCUUGGGUCCCAGCAGAGACCGGUUUCGGUCUGGAGCCGCAGCCGGCGGGGGUGACGCUGCCUGUGGCUGGUGCCACAGCCGUGCACACUCGUGCACGCUCGUGCACGCCCGUGCACGCUCGUGCACAUCCUCGCGCGCUCGUGCGCGCCCAAGGCUGCUCUUUCGCGAGCCUCCGCAGGCCGGCGAAGCCACCUUCCCCCAGCUCACAUUCGGGCUGUUUUGGGGCCGUCUGCGGCAGGACGCGGGAACUCUGCCCCAAAAACUCCGGUUGGAGGCAGCGGUGCCUUCCCCACCUCGGAUCCGGGCGAAGGAGCAAAGAGCGCACGGCUCCCGCCGUCGCUCCCAGGAGGGACCGGGGGCUUCGAUAUACCCGGCUAGCAGCUCGCGAGAAUCCCGUUGACUUUGCAUAUAGCUUUGAGUCUCCCUUUGCAACAAAUAGCACAAAGGGCCUCUGAACUAUACACCCGUACGUGUGAUUUCUGCUCGCCGAGGAGCCUGCGUAGCUCACGGGGCGCUGGGUGACUGAGCCGGCCACGCACAGCCCAGGGAAUAUUUGCAGGGAACGUGUCUUGUAAGAAUGACGCUAACACCAGCACGUUAACAGGCAAAAGGAUCUGACCGUGCGUUACCAAAAAUCCGUAAAAUAACAAGAGCGAGACUUGACAAAUUUUUGUAAGACUUAAAAGUUGCAAAGCUAAGGUAAAUGCUAACCUACAUGUAAUUACCUAUUUAGAGUUAUCCAUUUUAGUAUUAUGAAAUCACUUUUUGCAGCAGCACUGCUAAACCUGGAGAUUAUAAUAUUUCUUUCUAUUUUUGCUAGGCACUGUAUGCGCUUCUCUGACAGCCGUUGUGCAAACGGAUCGAUUUUGUUGUUUACUCCUGGAUACCUUCAAACCAACAUUGUUGUGCGCUGUACUUGUUUCCUUUUAACAACCCUAGAAAUCUGUCGCUUAAGUGUGUACAGAGUAGUAGUUACCUGGCAAGGCAGGGUAGGAUUCUUCUUUAGAAGCAGCAAACUGUUUCCAAGCCAGAAGUGUGACUUUUACGUGUAAGCGAGUCUAAAAUUAGUGAUUGCCGCCUGUGCAGGAAGGAAAUUGUAAAAGAACAGCCACAUACUACCAGCAGCCCAAAUGUGAGAUGGGGAAGGUAUUUUUUUCAAUGUCCACAUCCUGAGACUCACACUGCCUGUAUCGCCUGAACUACCAAACCCUGCGGGUGAAAAUGCUCAUCUUGUCAGAAAACAAGGCUGAAAGCCUGGUCUUACAUUUCAGGUACCCGCUGGUUGAAUUUCCAGCCCUGCUAACUUGCUCCAGGAUGGACACCUGCAAAUAUAUCUGUGGCCAGAGGAGCACAGCUCCUCUCCUCUUCAGCAGCUCUCGGCAGGCAGCGGUGCAGGGAUGAGACAUUGCCCUGCUCUCACCAUGCACGCGUGCUGCACCAGUGGCAAAGCUCCCGCUGAUUUCUUGGGGGGGACCGAAGGAAAUAUUUCUCCUUAAAAUGGUUGCAUGGAUGCAUCUGGUAAAUAUGGACUGGUUACUGGAGAAAAUGGAAAGAGAAGGGCACAAAUAUACGUGUAUAUAUGUG
Messenger RNA from Aquila chrysaetos chrysaetos, 6083 nucleotides. RefSeq names its product interleukin 23 receptor (gene IL23R). The transcript is spliced from 15 exons. The record is from RefSeq and is a predicted model, not a curated record. Gene Ontology annotation, molecular function: cytokine receptor activity; protein binding. Gene Ontology annotation, cellular component: external side of plasma membrane; membrane. NCBI's taxonomy places the organism in Eukaryota, Metazoa, Chordata, Aves, Accipitriformes, Accipitridae. Bases 1047 to 3455 code for a protein of 802 amino acids. Gene Ontology annotation, biological process: cytokine-mediated signaling pathway.